GCGGGCGGCGCGGCUGCGGGGCCGGGCGGUGGCGGCGGCGGCGGCGGCAUGGCGGAGAGCGAGGCCGAGACCCCCAGCACGCCGGGCGAGUUCGAGAGCAAGUACUUCGAGUUCCACGGCGUGCGGCUACCGCCCUUCUGCCGCGGGAAGAUGGAGGAGAUCGCCAACUUCCCGGUGCGGCCCAGCGACGUGUGGAUCGUCACCUACCCCAAGUCCGGCACCAGCUUGCUGCAGGAGGUGGUCUAUUUGGUGAGCCAGGGGGCCGACCCUGAUGAGAUUGGCUUGAUGAACAUCGACGAGCAGCUCCCUGUUCUGGAGUACCCGCAGCCGGGCCUGGACAUCAUCAAGGAACUGACGUCCCCCCGCCUCAUCAAGAGCCACCUCCCCUACCGCUUCCUGCCCUCAGACCUCCACAGCGGCGACUCCAAGGUCAUAUACAUGGCCCGGAACCCCAAGGACCUGGUGGUGUCCUAUUACCAGUUCCACCGCUCCCUGCGGACCAUGAGCUACCGAGGCACGUUCCAGGAGUUCUGCCGGAGGUUCAUGAACGACAAGUUGGGCUACGGCUCCUGGUUUGAGCACGUGCAGGAGUUCUGGGAGCACCGUAUGGACUCGAACGUGCUUUUCCUCAAGUACGAAGACAUGCACCGGGACCUGGUGGCGAUGGUGGAGCAGCUGGCCCGGUUCCUGGGGGUGCCGUGUGACAAGGCGCAGCUGGAGUCCCUGACCGAGCACUGCCGCCAGCUGGUGGACCAGUGCUGCGACGCCGAGGCCCUGCCUGUGGGCCGGGGAAGAGUCGGGCUGUGGAAGGACAUCUUCACUGUCUCCAUGAACGAGAAGUUUGAUUUGGUGUAUAAACAGAAGAUGGGAAAGUGUGACCUCAUGUUCGACUUUUACUUAUAAUAACAGCAACAGCAAACUUGCAUGCUCACAGUACCCAGACACUAAUAGCUCAAAGUCCCGUUUGCACUCAUUUGUUACUUGCUGGACAAGCUCUGGGAGCGGUGUAAGACACGGCGCAGAAGUGGAGGAAGUGGGGUUAUUUCUGAUCCAGAGCAGCUGUCUCGCCUUUGGAAUUUGAAGUCUACAUGUCUGAUUACAAAGAUUGCGGUUCUGAUGACCUGGACCAUACGUAUCCUGUCUGUAACAUAUGCAGCUAGAAUGUCUACCUUUUACAACCCACAUUAUUUAUUGUAUUUUAUAGAGCUUUUCACUGGAAAUCUAAAUAAAUGUCAGUAAACCAAAUAAAAGUUCAUUUCCGAGGGACUCAGGAGCGAGCCACACCCGCAUGGUAGGAAGAUCUCAGGGUUGACUCUUUGUUUUUGUAGUUUUCUUCCGGAAGGCACAGCCAUUCGGUUCUUAUCUGGUUGUGAGACUCUGGUGAGGACCGAGGGUGAGUCGGGUGUCGGGGGGACCUUGUUUCUUCUGGUGGCGUUCAGUUCUCAGUAGUCACCCUGGGAUACAGCAGGAACUGUUCACUGGGGCGUUUUCAGAGAGGAUGCCCUCCUGCCAGCGACCCCCAGCCAGUGGCUCUGAGGCUGAUGCAGAGGACCCGGUGGGACAGGCGCGCGACGCGGCGACCAGAGAGCCCGCCACAGAGACACUGAGUCCACUCGGAACCUGGCUUUUUGUUCCGCAGUCUUACUUUCAUUCCCCAAAGCAGAAACCUGCUUAUGUUGGCAAACAGAUGAUUGAUGGUAAAUUCUAGAACUCCUGGGUCUUUACAUACCGUUCAUUGUUCCAUCUGGGCCUGCAGCUCUGCACCCCAGAGACCCGAUGUGCGAGCGUAGCGCCCUGUCUCACCCAGACGGGGCUGGCGAUGUCGCCUUCGGCGCUGUGUCCGAGGGAGCGGAGGUGCGGUCUUUACUGCCCCGCCACUCGCUUCGUUAACUGGCCCACGCUAGUUCGGAGGAGCGAUGGAAGGGCGGCCAGGUGAGAGCAGGGCCGGCGGCCAGUUUGUACGCACGCUGCCGCCGCGGUGGGAUGGGGCUGUCCCGGCUGUCUGUAUGGCUGGGAAGUGCCCGGAGUGGUGGCCGGAGGGGCUCUCUUCUGCGUGGUGUCUUUGGAAGGUGCAGACGUGCGCUUUGUUACUCGUUGAGGAGAGCGGCUGGAGCAGGGCAGGUGGUACUCGGCGUCUCGUGGUGGGCUUAGCCACACCUUUUCUGUGUAUCUGCGAGGGAGGCAGCUUUCUGUGAAAUUUCUUUUCUAUUUUUCUAUUUCUAGUACUGUAUGGAUAUUACUGAGCUCCACACGUGGUACUUCUGUGCUUGCUUGCGUCUUUAAUAAAGACACGUCCCAUGC
Messenger RNA from Balaenoptera musculus (blue whale), 2301 nucleotides. RefSeq names its product sulfotransferase family 4A member 1 (gene SULT4A1). NCBI's taxonomy places the organism in Eukaryota, Metazoa, Chordata, Mammalia, Artiodactyla, Balaenopteridae. The record is from RefSeq and is a predicted model, not a curated record. Gene Ontology annotation, molecular function: sulfotransferase activity. Gene Ontology annotation, cellular component: cytoplasm. Gene Ontology annotation, biological process: sulfation. The transcript has 7 exons. Bases 49 to 903 code for a protein of 284 amino acids.